GAUCGCUGGCAGGUUGCUUCUGACAGUCAAAAUGAAGGGACUGGUCUCAUUCAGUAUCUUCCUCUCUCUUCUGAUCUUUGUGACACCAGAACCCCAAGACUUCACCAAGGCCAACAGUGAAGAUGUGGUCACUCUAACAGGGAGCGGAGCCUUGACCUCAAACCCAGGAGUUGAUGUGAAUGAGGAGGAGCUUGUGAAUGGUAAGCAACAAGCUGUGGAUGCUGGACCCACCGUGUAUGCAGACUCAGCAUUUGAUGGUAGUUCAGAUUUGGGAUCAUCCAGACCUACAAAAGAAUCCAGUACGAAGGAAGAGGGUCAAUCACACUUUGACAGUUGUGCAUCAGCAUGUUCAAAGUGUGCUACUGCACAUGACCACGUUGCUAAGGGGGCUGAAGAAGAAGAGGAAUAUCAAAUCAACAAAAAUGAUACUGGAGAACUGGAAGAGUCGCUUGUAAAUGAUGAAAAAAAUCAAAAUCUUGGGUCUGGUAAUACAGAGAAUGAUGAUAAUGUUCUUAUUGAUAAGGACAUCAACAAAUCUCAAGAACUGGGUCUCAAUAGCACAGAAAUAGCUCCAACUGUGGACAGGGGAUCUAUUGAAUCUGUAGAAAAGGCUGUUAAUGAAUCCCAUGGGGAUGAAAAGGCAAAGGUAAUGGAACCAACACAAAAUAGGGUUCUGGAAUCUGACCAUGAUCCUGAAGGAGAAACUGAAAAAUACAAUGACAACAGAAGUCAGCAUUGGCCUGAGGAGGAUGCCAAUGGUGAGUCAGAUCUUAAGGACAGUUCUUCAAAGGAAACAGGUGAGGCAUCAUGUGAAGAAAAGGAAGACGAGACCAAAGAUCUGGAAGAGGGCGCACUGGAUAGUGGGGUGGAAAAUACUGAAAUGGCAAACUCGGAGCAGGAAGCUAAUAUUCAAAAAAGUGAAUCUGAGGAAGAGGAGCAAAACAAUGAGAGAAUUCAGGAUAAGUUGGAUGAUAAUGGAACUACCGAAGAAAAGGUGGAAGGUGCUGAAGGUGGGGACAUUGCAAAAAGAGACAAUGAUAAUGGAUCUGAAGAAGGUGUGGAAAAUUCCCAAAAUUUUGCAAAGGAAGUUAACAAAAUGUAUCAAAAAAUUGAAGGACUCAGUGAAGGAGUCAAGAUUGGCCAGGGUGAGAUUAAUGAGGCAAGCUUUGUUUCUGAUGAAGGAGCAGGUGUCCCCUUCCCAGAAUCUGAUGCAAAAGAAAAGGAAAAGACUCCUGAAUCUAUAGCAAGAAUGGCCAAAAGCAUCAGUGAGAACACCAGGCUGACCUCUGAAGUACAGGAACAGGAGAAGGAUGAUGAAGGAGAUGAGGUAGAGGUGGAGGUAGAGGAGGAGCCUCAGUUGCAGCUCCCUUUCAGAGUUCGAUCUCACAUUGAAAAAACCCUCCGGCUGGAUGAGAAGACCACAUCUGAUGAUUACUCGGGUGUGUUGCAGCGGUUACGAAAGAUAUACCACAAUGCCAUCAGACCCAUGGAGCAAGCAUAUAAAUACAACGAACUGAGGCAACAUGAAAUUACAGCCUAUCCAGGACGCUCCAUGACCUCAUUUCAAGAUGGAGAAAUUGUAUCAAAACCAAUGAUAUUGUUCUUGGGACCAUGGAGUGUUGGAAAAUCCACCAUGGUCAACUACCUCCUGGGACUGGAUGAGAAUAUUUACCAACUGUAUACAGGUGCAGAGCCAACGACAUCAGAAUUUACUGUUCUCAUGCAUGGAAAUAAGGUACGGACUGUGGAAGGAAUCGUCAUGGCUGCUGACAGCGCGCGAUCAUUUUCUCCACUGGAAAAAUUCGGACAGAACUUUUUGGAGAAACUAGUUGGCAUCGAGCUUCCACACAGGCUGCUGGAACGAGUGACUGUUGUAGACACUCCUGGAAUCAUCGAGAACCGUAAACAGCAAGAGAGAGGUUAUCCUUUCAAUGAUGUUUGCCAGUGGUUCAUUGACCGAGCUGAUCUCAUAUUUGUUGUGUUUGAUCCGACCAAGCUGGACGUUGGAUUGGAACUGGAAAUGCUCUUCCGUCAGUUGAAAGGUCGCGAGUCUCAAAUCAGAAUAAUUCUAAACAAGGCUGACAAUAUAGCCACUCAAGAACUAAUGCGAGUCUAUGGAGCUCUCUUCUGGAGCUUGGCACCACUAAUCAAUGUCACUGAACCACCAAGAGUCUACGUUAGCUCUUUCUGGCCCUAUGAGUACCAAUACGAUACAAAUCAAAACCUCUUUUUGAAAGAGGAGGUCUCCCUACUGGAGGAUCUUAACCAAGUCAUUGAGAACAGACUAGAGAAUAAAAUUGCCUUCAUCCGCCAGCAUGCCAUACGUGUGCGCAUUCAUGCCCUGCUUGUGGAUCGAUACUUGCAGACUUUUAAGGACAAAAUGACCUUCUUCAGUGAUCCCGAGCUGGUCUUCAAUGAAAUACUGGAUGAACCUGACAAAUUUUACAUCUUUAAAUCCAUCCUGGCUAAAACAAACGUCAGCAAGUUUGACCUGCCCAAUCCUAGCAUCUAUAAAGAUUUCUUUGGCAUUAAUCCCAUCAAUAGUUUCAAAUUGUUGUCAGCACAAUGUUCGUACAUGGGAGGAUGUCUGCUGGAGAAAAUCGAGCGCAUCAUCGUCCAUGAGCUUCCUGGUUUGCUGGGAGCUAUCUCCGCUGGGAAAAACCCAUCCCCUUCAUCCUGUGACAUCACUGGAUGUGGAGAAACACCAAAGAACCGAUACAGAAAGCCCUGAACAAAGAGCUUGUAAAUUAUUUAUGGGUGGAAUUGCUUAUGUCUUAUGUGUCCAAGAAGCCAUGGUUCAUUAACCCUUUGAGAACUGAACUUUCUGCAUUCAUGCAUCAGUUGUAAACCUUAAGGACAUUUAAAAACUAUCUGUACAUAAGAUACUUUUCAAGAAAUGCCAUUCAAUGAGCAAAGUUACACCAACUUGGUCAUUUUUGAAACAGUUUAGAAAAGUUUGUAAAGGGCUCAGAGGGUUAAUUUAUUUGCUAUGGUGGUAAGUCUCAUGGUGCAUGUUUAGUAUAGAGUUUUGAUGACAUUUCUGCACUGUUUGGAGCAUGUUGACUCCUAGUUCUUGCCGGUGCUAAAAUUUGUUCUUGUAUUUUUCUUAUAUUCCCUCUUCCUUUAGUUAUUCCUUAGCACUUUGAAUUGCUUGUUUUGUCUGAAAUGCAGCUCCACCUUCAUCUAACCCAUCUUGCAGAUAAAUAGUUUCCCAUUCUCCACCAUCCCAUAUUUAGGAAUCACCUUUAAUCUGAUUGGCAAACAAUUCACAAAUCUUGCACAAGAAUGCAUGUAAAAGUUUAUGUUUUUAGUGGUUUUGCAAUCUGGUGAGAAACUCAGACUAAUAUCAUUGCCAAAUCAUUCAGAUUUUCUCAAUAUAAUCUGAAGAAUAAAUUCAGGUCAGUAAAAGGGACAUUGAUUUAAAUCAUUGCAGGUUUCAGGAAGCCUGGUUACAAAAUAUAAAACACAUUGUUUCACAAUCUAUCAAAAAUGUAAUCAUUUCAUAAAACAUACUUUUUCUCUUACUGUUGCCCUAUUUUUUCCUUCAAUUGUCUUUGACAUGACGCUCAAUAUGUAACAGGUACACAAAUGGAUACAUUGUCUAUGAAUUGUUCUGUGAUAUGGGAUUCAUCAGUCACCUUAAACAGCAGUAUUUCAAGGUACACUGUACUAUCCUGUCGGCAUCAUUUGAGCAUGUUGCACUGACAUCUCUGAAACACCUUUCAACAACAUCCCGAGUUGUAAAUUAUUUCAGAUUGGGAUGCAAAAUAACUUGAGAUAUUAAAAAUAAAUGGUGUGCACACCACAUGCAGAAAAGUUGUAGAUUUAUUUAAGAGGACAGCCAAAAUUAAGUUUACUUCGCGAUCAUAUGGACCUUAUUGCUUCUAUUUGUUCUUUGUCUAUCUCUUUUAAACGCCUUCCUUUGAAUUUGGCCCUCUGUUUCUACAGACAUGCAUAAGAAACCUGCACAGAUAACUAAGGCUCUGCACAGAUAACUAUCUUUUUUCUUCCAGUCAAAAUCCCACUCCACCUUCAUGAAAGGUAGACAUUUUUCCAGCAUCUGCAAUUCUUUCUUAAACACACCACCUUCAUUAAAUACAUUUCUAACAGGAUUCUGAAAUCAAUAAUCUGUCAAAUCAGUUCUGCAGAUUACUGAAAUGCAGUAUGGGAAAUAGAACAACAUAUGAGACAAUGUGAAAGAGUGGUCUUUGAUAACCUAUUAAAAUAGAUGCAAGAAGAUAGGAAAUAAUUGUGCAAAAUGAUUGCACAAUAUUUAAAUAUUUUAACUAAAUUAAUAUGUUGUUCCUGUUUCAUUGGAAACUGCAUUGAAGGGAACUAAUCCUCACAUACAUAAACCAUUACUUUUAUCCAAGUGAAUGAAAAUAAUUGACUUAAUUAGUGCCUUAUUUACUUUCAACUAUAUCCCAAAAUACCAAAGAGCAUAGAACACAUAAAGCUGGCCAUUUUAAAUUGUUCAAUUGUAUAUAAAAUUGAAGGGUACAGAUAGGGCACUCAGUGGGAAACCUUUCCCCUAUAUCAGAGUUAGAUAACACUGAGAGGCAUAGGUUUAGAGUAAGGGGGGGGGGGGGGGUGAUUAAGAGGGGAUAUGAGAGGGACCCACUUCACCUAGUGAGUGGUAAGUAUCUGGAAUGCUGUGACUGAGAGUGUGGUUAAAGUGUUUAGAUGGACACUUGAAUUGCUUAAACACAAAGGGCUAUGGACCAAUGCUGUGCAAUGGGAUUAAAAUGAAAUGCCUGUCAGCGUGGACCAAUUGGGCUGAAUAGUCUGUUUCCAUGCUGUACAAUGAAGAUGAUUUCAUGAUUCCAUGAUGAUUUUCCAAGGACUUCAGUAAAUGAUUGGCUCUUUUUGGUAAGCUGACACUAUGUAAUGUAAUUGAUAGAUUUGUGGUUAGCCAUGGCACAAUUGACUGAACUCUCACCUCUGGGGUCCGCAGGUUCUGAGAUUUAUUUCCACUCCAGAAAUUUGAGGUGGACCUUUCAGCAUAGUACUAAACAUGUGGUCUUAGGACUUUGUGGUAACUAACCACGUUCCAUUGGACACCGCCCAUAGUAUUUUCUAUAGAUGAAGAGUGCAAUGUGUGGAAUAUAUGAUGAUCGUGCUCAUGAUAUGUUGAUUCUCGAUGUUGGCAGGAGCUCACCAACGUUUACAUUAUAGCCAUUGGAGUUGUUAGAGAGAGAGAGAGAGGGAUAAACAGAGAGAUUGAUACAGCUAUGGUGUUUGCAACCUGUGAAAGUCUGUGCUUUGGCAACUGUUUAUAAGGUGACCUGGUGUUUUUUGUAUGUCGUGAUUUCCUCACCAUUUGGAGAAUUUCCAAAAUCCAUGCAAUCAAUAUUCCAGUUGAUUGCGUAACUACAUGGCGCUUGCGAGGAGUGUUGACCAUUGGAAACAUUGGGACGUUAUGGAUGUUUCCAAAAGUUUAAUGGAUGGAAAAUUGUUCCAAAGAAAUGUUUAUGAUGCUAGCCCUUUCAUUGAUGCUUUUCGAUUCUGUCUGUUACCUGUCCCUGGAUAAAUAUCAAAAAUUAGAUAAAGUUGAGGCUAAGAAUUUUUUUUCCAAAAUAAACAUACUCACUUGAAUUUGAAAACUACAGGCUUAAUAGGACAGUAGGAAAUAAGCUGAUUGAAUGAAGGACCCUCGUGAUAGCAAAGAGGCAACUGAAUGUAACUAUUUAUGGCUAGUUGUUGGAACCUUCUACUUUUUAGGAUUUAACAUUGGUUGAAGGAUAUUUUUUAUUGGGUUGAACCUGAAUUCAUCUUUUUUAUUUUGUUGCUGCAUUGCAUCAGAGUUAAAGCCUAAAAUUAGAAAGCUUCGAAAUAUCAUACAAUUAAACUCUCCGAAUUUUUGUAUUUCACUCCAGGAGUACAGAAUAAAUCAAAUAUCAGUUUACUUUGAUUUGUAAACUUCAUAGCCCCUGCUAAUAAAGUUAAUUUUCAAGCACC
Molecule: messenger RNA, 5958 nt
Organism: Amblyraja radiata (thorny skate)
Lineage: Eukaryota; Metazoa; Chordata; Chondrichthyes; Rajiformes; Rajidae
Gene: srlb
Product: sarcalumenin b
Exons: 8
Coding region: 32-2731 (899 amino acids)
Molecular function (GO): GTP binding
Source: RefSeq, a predicted model, not a curated record